This is a messenger RNA of Puccinia graminis f. sp. tritici CRL 75-36-700-3, 2105 nucleotides long. RefSeq lists its product as uncharacterized. The record is from RefSeq and is a predicted model, not a curated record. The transcript has 6 exons. Gene Ontology annotation, molecular function: antiporter activity. Gene Ontology annotation, biological process: UDP-glucose transmembrane transport. Gene Ontology annotation, cellular component: endoplasmic reticulum-Golgi intermediate compartment; cis-Golgi network; Golgi apparatus. Lineage: Eukaryota; Fungi; Basidiomycota; Pucciniomycetes; Pucciniales; Pucciniaceae. Bases 41 to 1438 code for a protein of 465 amino acids.
UAAGCCAACCUCAACACUUUCACACUUUGACUUUGAAAAAAUGAACUCAACUGAAAACCAACAAGACUACAACUACUCAACAGCAACACCAACUAACUAUUACGAGCAACAACAACAACAAGCAGAACAACAAACAGAAGAACACGACCUAGAACGCUCGACGACCAGUAAGCCGAGGAACACUAUAACUCCAUCCACAAAGGCCACCUUCUGGAAAAAUGCACUCAUCAAUGCCUCCUUCAUCGCUUCCUGGUACCUCUUCGCAACACUCAUCUCACUCUACAACAAAUGGAUGUUCUCACCCGAUCAUUAUAACUUCCAGUACCCCCUCUUCGUCUCUGCUUGUCAUAUGUACAUCCAAUUCGGUCUGGCCGCCUUGACAUUGGCUCUCUUUCCAUCCAUCAGAUCAAGAACACGACCUACCUCACACGAUUAUCUGAGGAAAGCUCUUCCUUGUGGAAUGGCUUCAGGUUUAGAUAUUGGAUUAUCAAAUACCAGUCUCAAAACAGUCACCCUGUCCUUUUACACCAUGUGCAAGUCGUCAUCUCUAGCAUUUGUACUAUUAUUCGCAUUCCUCUUCAAGCUAGAAAAGCCGACGUACAAGUUAACAGGAAUCAUCCUACUGAUCACUGCUGGAGUGGUCCUGAUGGUCUCCUCGGAGACCCAGUUCGAUUUCUGGGGGAUGGUCGAAGUCUUAUCGGCUUCCUGUUUGGGAGGACUGAGAUGGUCAUUAACUCAGAUCCUAUUGGAUAAACAAUCCAUGGGCAUGAACACGCCGAUCGCCACGAUCUUCUGGUUGGCUCCGACUAUGGGACUCUCCCUCUCCUUCUGCUCCUUGAUUUUCGAAGGCUGGAGUAAUCUCUUGAGCGAACAGGCGUUCUUUGGCGAUCUCGGGAAGAGCUUCAUGACGAUGACUUACAUCGCUACUGCUGGUGUCUUGGCCUAUCUGAUGACGGUUAGCGAAUAUUUUUUGAUCCAACGGACCUCAGUGGUCACUCUUUCGAUUGCUGGAGUAUUCAAAGAAGUCGGAACGAUUUUCUUGUCGACAGUCAUCUUCCAUGAUAUCAUGACACCAUUGAACAUAUCUGGAUUAGGAAUCACUUUAUUCGGCAUCGGCCUGUACAACGUACUCAAAUAUAAACAGAGCUUAAAGAAUGUCAAUCUAUCUGAUGGACGAGAUCGACAAGGCUCGAUAGUCUUGACAAACCGGACGAAGGAAGACUCAAAGAUCUAUUCGAAGCUGGAGGACGAUGAAGAGGAAGAUGUUGAUCUUGAUUCAGGCUCAGAAGAAGGAGAAGAAGAACACCAGCAUCACGUCGCACAUCCAAACAAUGAUUACGAAGACCUCGAUCGAGAUCGAGACGAUUCGAUUGACAGUAAUAUCGAUCCUCGUCGUCGGCUGAUGCUGAUGACUGAAAAAGCCCCUUCCCUUCAAUGAUCAACCCAUUUUGUCCACCAAACCAAAAAAAACCCGCUCCAUAUGAUUUCUUCUUCCUCUCUUCGCUUUUUUUCAACUUGCGUGUGUGUGUUUAUCAUCUAAGGCAGAAAGAACGGGAACGGUCUGUUGAAGUUUUCUCUUCGUUUUUUCUUUUUUCUUUUCAUCUCUAUGUGUGCAUCCAUUGACUGUCUAUAAAGUAAAGACAUUGUAAUUUUUUUACCUCAUUUUGCUCUUGGAUUGCAACAGGCUCCUGCUUUUUUGUCCUUUCUUCAUUAUUCUCAUCAUCCCAUCCCAUUUUUUUUUUUGUCAAGAUUGUGUUUAGAGACUUUCCUUUUGUUCCCCCUUUUCGACUCUCCAAUAAAUACGUCAAUAGAUUUUGUUUUGUUUUGCCUUUGUGAUUUAUCUCAUUCAUUUCUCAUCCAAGAUUAAUUGAUCAUUUAAUUACAAAAAGUUUUUCAUAUCAUCUCUCUUUUGUUUGUUUGCUGAUUCUGCUCAUAUGUUUGUCUCCUUCAAUGUCUCUGGGUUUGUGUUUGUGUUGAGAUGUGGCCAUUCGAGUUGUUCAUAGUCUGUUUCAAUCUCUUGGGUACACUUCAUCCUUUGCUUCCUUUUUAUCCAAUCCUUUUUUGUGGGCUUGAACAUGCAAAGAAGUAGAUACGAGUUUUCACAU